UCCAAGCUGUCUGUCUUUUUACUAUAAACAGGACACCGACAACUGUAUGAUGUAUCCCAAAGCUGCUGACAAAGAUUGUACGGGUUUCGAGGAUAAGGCUGUCGCUGCGAAUGCAGGAUAUUUUGAACUUCAGAAGAAAUGUAGCGGCUCAAGUUGUAGCUGUGCUGAGACUUUCCGAGGAAAAGAAUGCAAUAUCAAUGCUGUUGACGCUGCGUCCUUCCUGCCUAUGGAAGAGGUCAAGGAUGGCAAGCUUGUUGGUCAUGGGUUCACACCCACAGUGAAGAAUGCUGUACCGCCAGAUACUGUUCCAAGAUUUGUCUCAGGAAAAGUCGGCAAGGCAGUCCAUAUAAAGCAUCCAAUCUUCUUUGAUUUCGGAGACCACCGCAGCCGAUGUUUCGGUAAUCCUGAUAAAUGCAAUAAUGGUUUUACUGCGGCUAUGUGGGUGUACAUCCUUAGUGCGACCGAUAAUGAAGGGUAUAUCAUAUCGAGCGGUGGCCAGACAUACCAAAGUAACGUUGGGGUGGCAGUGUUGCAUGUCAAGGCAGGAUACGUACUAUAUGAAGUGAGAACGACUUCUCACAAAUAUACCGGGAAGGUCAACAUUGGGCUACUGGAGUGGUAUCACCUGGCAUUCACCUGGAGUGUUCAGGAUGGUCUAGAGAUCUAUAUGAAUGGGAAACGUGUAGUUAAAAACACGACAGUAACGACCAAGACGUUGGUUCCAGACCUUCAUACUACUUUCAGCAUCGGGAAUGCGAACAACAACCUAUUUGGCUUCAGCAAAUUUUUUGGAAAAUGUUACAUGGAUGAUCUUAUUGUCUGGGAAAAACGUUUGACGGCUCAGUCUAUUUCGGAGCUUUAUUACACACCUAACUACGGAACAACAGGACCAUGAUCGCCGGAUACAGACACACUGGCAAAGUGUAUGUGCGCCGUGCAUUUAGGAAAAGCUUAGUCAGGGGUGUAUAGCCAGCUUUUUGGUGCUGGGGAAGGUAGACUCGCUGGGCAGUCCAUUGCGUCAUCCUAAUUGGGUCUCCUUAUAAGGAACAAGGCCGGUCCACUGCGUCCGGAGUGUACCGGGGAAGGGGGCAAAAUGACACUUUUUGAAAAGAAGUAAAAAAUACAAGAUAUUUACGUGAGCCAAUCUGGUGUCAGUCAAGGUUGGCAAACCUGCGAUUACUGCAUUAAACGACAACAUAUUGUGUCGAUCACGAGUGUAUCAUCCCAUGCUGGCAUUUUUGUGAUUGGUCCUUUCCGAUGAUCUGAUGACACUUUUGACUCCCGAAGGGUAACAUAUGGGCCACAAACUAGGAAACGUGGCUUUUUCUCUUCGACCAUCCUAGGCAAUGGACGCAUAUCAGGGACGCGGUUAAUUUCUACGGUAAUCCAUAAUUUCCGAUUAUUCCUCAGGUAUGUGAGGCUGAAGGCUAAAUUGUUGAGAGCCAGGCAUGAAAAUCAUGUUCCCGUUCCUGAUAUGGCCUCAUAGCCAAGGUUGGUCAUAUCCCGUCUGCGCUUCUAUCCACUAAUUAGGCCUAUUGGGUUGUUCUAUAUUCUAUCAAGUUAAUCCCCCUCUCUGUAAAAUUAUCCCAACAAAAUCAUGAAACAUAUAUCGAGUAUUUUAGUUGAUUCUUUCGGUAUCUCUCUGCUGAGCGACCGCAGUCCCUCUUGCAUCGAAAUUGUGAGUCAAGAUCUCACCUCUGGGUAUAGGCAAACUUGCGUUAAACUGGGUAUCGGCUGAUGGUUUUAUUC
Molecule: messenger RNA, 1749 nt
Organism: Lineus longissimus
Lineage: Eukaryota; Metazoa; Nemertea; Pilidiophora; Heteronemertea; Lineidae
Product: adhesion G-protein coupled receptor D1-like
Exons: 3
Coding region: 47-895 (282 amino acids)
Source: RefSeq, a predicted model, not a curated record